Messenger RNA from Oppiella nova, 423 nucleotides. Lineage: Eukaryota; Metazoa; Arthropoda; Arachnida; Sarcoptiformes; Oppiidae. The record is from the annotation of a GenBank genome assembly.
CCAAUCUGUUAUUUUAUAUGAUAUUAAUUAAUAUCAUUGUAAUUUACACUGUAACUAACUUACACAUAUUAAUAUAAACAGCAUUUUGUUUUAUAAAACUUGUUUUUGCAAUUUUUAAAACUCAACUUAUUCUUAAAAUUUCAAACUUUUCAUAUAAUUCUUGCAAAUAUAGAGUGAAUCUCGAAAAUAAUGGCCAAAAACACAAAUUCCGUAAAAUUAAACCAUUUUCUGCACUCAAGUCAGUCACACGCAGUACUGCGUGAGUGGCAGUCACGCGGAACCACACACUUCUCGUCCGCCGACUUUGUUUUGCCGCUAUUUAUAGUGAACUCCGACGACGACUGUCAGCCCAUAGAGUCCUUACCCGAAGUGAAUCGGAUGGGUAUUAACGUCUGUGUGGAGUACUUGCGACCACUGGUCACC